Molecule: messenger RNA, 1677 nt
Organism: Drosophila guanche
Lineage: Eukaryota; Metazoa; Arthropoda; Insecta; Diptera; Drosophilidae
Gene: Snx6
Product: sorting nexin-32
Exons: 8
Coding region: 96-1457 (453 amino acids)
Biological process (GO): phagosome-lysosome fusion involved in apoptotic cell clearance
Molecular function (GO): phosphatidylinositol binding
Source: RefSeq, a predicted model, not a curated record
CUUUUACUGCUACCGCCACACUGCUACCGAUUAAUUUAUAAAUAAUAAUUGUUUUUAAGCCCCUCAAUUUAAUUGUUAAUCUUCACAUUUCCAAAAUGAUGGACGGCACGGAUGAGUCAAAUAUACUAAAUAGUCGCUCCUCGACCAACAAUGGGGCAACACUGGAGAUAACCUCGCCCACAAAUCCACUGGCAGGACCACCGGUGGAGCCAGCAACAGGAACAGCAACAAAUGGCAGCGGUUCGGCCACAUCGCCGGACAGCUCCUCCUCGGCGCCAGUGACACCCGCCGCACUAGGAGAGAACGCGCUGCAUGUGGAGAUCUCCGAUGCGCUGAGCGAGAAGGAGAAGGUAAAGUUCACGGUGCAUACGCGUACGACGCUGCCAGGAUUCGCGAAAAAGGACAACAAUGUGGUGCGACAGCACGAGGAAUUUGUGUGGCUGCACGAUCGCAUCGAGGAGAACGAAGACUAUGCGGGCUACAUUAUUCCACCGUGUCCGCCACGUCCGGACUUUGAUGCCUCGCGAGAGAAGCUGCAGCGUCUGGGCGAGGGUGAGGGCAACAUGACCAAAGAGGAGUUUAAGAAAAUGAAGUCCGAACUAGAGGCCGAAUACUUGGCAACAUUUAAGAAGACGGUGGCCAUGCACGAAGUGUUUCUGCGUCGCCUGGCCAGUCAUCCCGUCUUUCGUGUGGAUCAGCACUUGAAAGUCUUUCUCGAAUACGAUCAGGAUCUGUGCGCCAAGCCACGCAAGAAGAUGGCCAUCUUUGGUGGCUUUGUCAAGUCGCUGGGCAAGACCACAGAUGAGAUACUGCUGAGCGCCACAGUGCGCGAUGUGAAUGACUUUUUUGAGAACGAAUUGCAAUUCCUCACUGAAUACCACGGGCACUUGCGUGAGGCUGCUCUACGCACCGAAAAGAUGACACAGCGGCACAAGGAGGUGGGCGAUUCCCAUCAGAAAAUCUCGAAUGCUCUCACCCAGUUGUCCACCACUGAGAAGGGCAAUGUGGAGACAUUUGUGGCCAAGACAGCGGAGAUAUUUGAGCGCGUGAAGAAUCUGGAAACGCGUGUGGCCAGUGAUCAGGAUCUUAAGCUGGGCGACACUUUGCGCUACUAUCAGCGGGACAGUGAUGCGGCCAAGGCGCUGCUUAUACGACGCCUGCGCUGCCUGGCCGCCUACGAGACGGCUAAUCGCAAUCUGGAAAAGGCACGCUCCAAGAACAAGGAUGUGCAUGCGCCUCUGGAGGUGCAAGAGGCUGAAACUGCACAGGCGGAGGCAUGUGAGAAGUUUGAAUCGAUGUCUGCCUGCGGCAAGGAAGAGUUAAUUGGCUUUCGGAAUCGUCGUGUGGCGGCCAUCAAGAAGAGUCUCGUGGAACUCUCUGAACUGGAGAUUAAGCAUGCCAAAACCCAAUAUGAAUAUCUGCGUCAAUCGUUGAUUUCCAUCAAGGAGAUUGCCUGAGGCUAAGAGUCACACACACACACACCAGAAGUUGAAGUAAAUCAAUUGUUUAAUUGCUAAGCAAACAGUUUAUUAUGAUACGGGGACAGCAAGGAGCUCCCGUAGCGCCACUUUUAUUUGUAUUUUGUAUUAACAAAUAUUCAAUUUGUUUUGUUAAACAGAGCGCUUUUAUAUUUGUCUAACGAGCAUUCCUCUCUCUAUAAACUAAAACUAAAACAUA